CGUCAUGGCGGCGUAGCGGGGGAACGUGUCUGAGUGCGGGGAGGCUAGCAAACGACAGCAGCAGCAGCAGCAGCUAGCAACAGCAGCCGCCACCAACGCAACAACUUUGGAGAUAUUUCUAAUAAUGCAGCGUUGGAUUUGAUCGCGCCGCAGCAAACGUAGCACCCAUUAACGUCGCUUGGUGGCACUGGAAGGAAUAAAACACUCCGCUUUAACUUUCCGCUAAGAAGUGCUUGCUCAGCUAACGGACCUAGCCGGCUGACAAAGGCAUUCCAUGCUAACGCAACCAGCUGGGACUGGUCCACGGUGCCUCCAUCCAACCCAGCCGGCGAGUUUCCCAACGUUGCGUGAAUCUUGACGACACGAACAAAGCCACAGACCUUUUUUUUAUUGUCAAAGAGUGUUGUUAAAAAAAAAUAACUUUAAAUCGUUUUAAUCAACGUCAUACGCACGCGAGCUUUUAACGGGUUUUGUUUGUUGCAGAAGAUGCCCCUCCUCCCAAGUGUGUCCGCUGGAACCCCAUUAACUUCUCCCCCUGUCCUAUUCAUGUCUUCUGUCCAAUCCUGUGGCGACGACCAAGGCAAUGGUCGAUGAGGGGCUUUGGUUACACGCACAGUGGCUCGUCCACCAGGGUCUUCACCGCGCACUGGAACCCAGAUAACACCUGCAAACCCCGAUAAACCAUGAUUCCCAUCACUGAGCUGCGGUACUUUGUGGACACGCAGCCGGCGUACCGGAUCCUGAAACCAUGGUGGGAUGUGUUCACCGACUACAUCUCCAUCGUCAUGCUCAUGAUCUCCGUGUUUGGCGGCACGCUGCAGGUCACCCAGGACAAGAUGAUCUGCCUGCCGUGCAAAUGGGUGGUCAACAACACCUGCAAGAAGAACGUCAAUUCCACCCUCAUCAAUUCGGCCUCGUUGUAUAUGGAGCCCAAAGGGAUCCAGUACAAUCUGGACCGCCACCAGUACAACUAUGUGGAUGCUGUGUGCUAUGAGAAUAGGUUGCACUGGUUCGCCAAGUAUUUCCCCUACCUAGUGUUACUUCACACCCUCAUUUUCCUCGCUUGCAGCAACUUUUGGUUCAAGUUCCCGCGGACUAGCUCCAAGCUAGAGCACUUUGUAUCCAUCCUGCUGAAAUGCUUCGACUCCCCGUGGACGACGAGGGCGCUGUCGGAGACGGUGGUCGAAGAGAGCGACCCGAAGCCCAUGAAAAUGAACGGCUCGAUGGACCACAAGGCGUCCGUCGUCAGCGAGGACGUCGAGGCCAGCGUCCCCAUGCUCCAGAGGACAAAGACGCGCUUCGAGCAGGGCAUCGUGGACCGGACGGAAACGGGCGUCCUGGACAAGAAGGAGGGCGAGCAGGCGAAGGCCCUGUUUGAAAAAGUCAAAAAGUUCCGGAUCCACGUCGAAGAAGGGGACAUCGUGUACAGGCUGUACAUCCGUCAGACUAUUAUCAAGGUCAUGAAAUUCAUUUUUAUCAUCUGCUACACAGGGUAUUACGUGCAUGACAUCAAAUUCAGUGUUGACUGCUCGGUGGACAUCGAGAGCCUGACGGGUUACAGCGUGUACCGCUGUGCUCACCCGCUCGCCACCCUUUUUAAGAUCCUGGCCUGCUUCUACAUUAGCUUAGUGGUGGUGUACGGCCUGAUCUGCAUGUACACGCUGUGCUGGAUGCUGCGGCGCUCGCUGAAGAAGUACUCCUUCGAGUCGAUCCGGGAGGAGAGCAGCUACAGCGACAUACCCGACGUGAAGAACGACUUUGCCUUCAUGAUGCACAUGAUCGACCAGUACGACCCGCUGUACUCCAAGCGCUUCGCCGUGUUCCUCUCGGAGGUGAGCGAGAACAAGCUGAGGCAGCUCAACCUCAACAACGAGUGGACGCUGGACAAGCUGCGGCAGAGGAUUACCAAGAACUCUCAGGAGAAGCUGGAGCUGCACCUCUUCAUGCUGAGCGGCAUCCCCGACACAGUGUUCGACCUGAUGGAGCUGGAGGUCCUGAAGCUGGAGCUCAUCCCCGACAUCACCAUCCCGCCGAUCAUCGCGCAGCUGGUCAACCUGCGGGAGAUGUGGCUCUACCACACGCCGGCCAAAAUCGAAGCUCCCGCGCUGGCUUUCCUGCGCGAGAACCUCAAGUCGCUGCACAUCAAGUUCACCGACAUCAAAGAGAUUCCCUUGUGGAUCUACAGUCUGAAGAACCUGAGCGAGCUCCAUCUGACGGGCAACCUGAGCGCCGAGAACAACCGCUACAUCGUCAUCGACGGCCUCCGGGAGCUCAAGAGGCUCAAAGUUCUUCGCCUGAAGAGCAACCUCACCAAGCUACCUCAGGUGGUGACCGACGUGGGCAUGCACCUCCAGAAGCUCUCGGUCAAUAACGAGGGCACCAAGCUGAUGGUGCUCAACAGCCUGAAGAAGAUGGUGAACCUGACGGAGCUGGAGCUCAUUCGCUGUGAUCUCGAGCGCAUCCCGCACUCGAUCUUCAGCCUGCACAACCUGCAGGAGAUCGACCUGAAGGACAACAACCUGAAGACCAUCGAGGAGAUCAUCAGCUUCCAGCACCUUCAUCGGCUGGUCUGCCUUAAGCUCUGGUACAACCAGAUCGCCUACAUCCCCAUCCAGAUCGGCACGCUGACCAACCUGGAGAAGCUGUACCUGAACCGAAACAAGAUCGAGAAGAUCCCCGGCCAGUUGUUCUAUUGCCGCAAGUUGCGCUUCCUGGAUCUGAGCCAUAACAACCUGACCCACAUCCCCACAGACAUCGGCUGCCUCCAGAACCUGCAGUACCUGGCAGUCACGGCCAACAGGAUUGAGGGCCUCCCCAACGAGCUGUUCCAGUGCAAGAAGCUCCGCACGCUGAACCUGGGCAACAACUGCCUGCAGUCGCUGCCGUCGCGCUUCGGAGAGCUGACCGGGCUGACGCAGCUGGAGCUGCGGGGGAACCGGCUGGAGUGUCUCCCCGUGGAGCUGGGCGAGUGCCGGCAGCUGAAGAGGACCGGCCUGGUGGUGGAGGAGGACCUCUUCAACACCCUGCCCUCGGAGGUCAAGGAACAGUUUUGGAAAACGGACAAAGAGCAGGCGUGAAGGGGUGUAGCGCGCCGCCAGUGGGAACAGAUACUGACCAACCGGGUGGGGGGUGGGGGGGGGGCUCCACUUUCUCCCCCCCCGUUGAAGCGGGCGGCAGUGCCGCCGCUGUGUACCGCCGGUAAGGUUUUGGGUAUCAAGAGCCGGCGCCAGUUUGGGCGGGACCAAAUUGCCGAAAAGCUUAAUUCUUCACUAUGUAGUCGAUUGUCUUUUUUUUUUCUCCUCGGGCCUUUACAGCCACACCCAGUGAUGAUGCUUUUUAGCAGUGAUGUAGCCGGGCUGUUGCAUAACGUGCAUGGUAGUUCCGCAUAAACAAUGACAGAUUAGCACUUGUAGUCCAUAUAAUUAGCGUACGUUCUGGUGGACAUAGUUCCACGGGCCCUCGAAUGCCAUUCAGUGUAAUUGGAAUGGAUCUGAAAAGUAUACAUUUGUGCCAUGAAAACGGAAACCGGGGAUAAGAACCCAGAUGAGUCAUGUCAAGGAAUUUGAGAUCCCCGUGUUGAGAGGAUGUUCCACAACGUGAGAGGAGACCCGCGCAGACUAAAGGUCGGAGGGGCUUCCACCGCGUGCCCCCCCCCCCCCCCUCCAGAUGCCCAGCGCUUACCGCCGGCAUCCUGUCGAGUGGGAGCGCUGUGAAAACCUUACUCCCGUGGGGGGGGGGAACGACUGAUAGAAUGGUAUCGGGUGGGAGUAAACACAGGAUUGUUGUUUGUUUGUCUGAAACAAACCUGUAAACACUACGUCUUGUUUGUUAUCCACUUUUGUUUGUGGUCUUUAAUGGGAACGCUACUUAAAUAGUUGGGUUGGGGUCCUCGGGAUGAGGUCCAGAUGAAAAUGUAAUCAUCAUAUAAUUCAUAUGAAAACGUUUUUGUUUGUUUUUUAGGGGGGAAAAAACGACGCAAUAACACAACUUUAUCGUUGUUACG
Messenger RNA from Pungitius pungitius (ninespine stickleback), 4003 nucleotides. RefSeq names its product leucine rich repeat containing 8 VRAC subunit Ab (gene lrrc8ab). The transcript is spliced from 4 exons. Gene Ontology annotation, molecular function: protein binding. Lineage: Eukaryota; Metazoa; Chordata; Actinopteri; Perciformes; Gasterosteidae. The record is from RefSeq and is a predicted model, not a curated record. The coding region runs from base 684 to 3077 and encodes 797 amino acids.